Messenger RNA from Centropristis striata (black sea bass), 2280 nucleotides. RefSeq names its product bone morphogenetic protein 3 (gene bmp3). Gene Ontology annotation, biological process: BMP signaling pathway; SMAD protein signal transduction. Gene Ontology annotation, molecular function: cytokine activity; growth factor activity. NCBI's taxonomy places the organism in Eukaryota, Metazoa, Chordata, Actinopteri, Perciformes, Serranidae. Gene Ontology annotation, cellular component: extracellular region. The record is from RefSeq and is a predicted model, not a curated record.
AUGGCUCUGUGUUCUCGGUUUGUGGUGGUGCUGCUUUACGGAUGGAGUUAUCUGUGCGUUGGAUACUGCGCGAUGCUGAAAACGGACACUUUGGCCGACAGACGGAAGGUGGAUUUUACGCAUUCGGAGGAUAAAAAGCACCCCGACAAGGACACCCAGGACCUGCUUUUACAGGAUACAAUGACGGAACACAUGCAGAUGCUUUACGCCAAGUACAACCGGCUGGAUUUCUUCAAGGACGGCAACACUGUCCGCAGUUUCAAAGCGCACUGGGGUUCGAUCAACCAGAAGCAGCUGCAGGUGUUCAACCUGACCUCGCUCACCAAGUCCGAAGACGUCCUGUCCGCCACGCUGCAUUACUACAUCGGGGACCUCCAGAACGCCACCCAGGGCUGCUCCCGCUCCCGGACCUGCGGGCGCCACGGCCCCCGGAGGCACAACCACAUCCACAUGGUCAUCUGGAGCUUCGCCUCCGUGGACAACAAGAUCCGGACUCUGGGCCACGUGCGGAUCAACGUGUCCACGCUUUACCGGGACUUCAUCUCGUGGCAGUGGAAGGACGUGACCCGCGUGGUCAACCAGGCCAAACGCCACGACGAGCUGCUCAUCGGGAUCGACGUGGCGUCUCAGGGGCCGCAGCCGUGGAAACAGCUGCUGUCCGACCGCUCGCCGUACAUCCUGGUCUACGCCAACGACUCCGCCAUCUCCGAGCCGGAGAGCGUGGUCGCCACGCUGCAGCGGCGCCACGCGGUGGGAGGCGCCUCCGACGCCGCCGCCUCCGUCGCUCAGAGCUUCCACAAACUGGGAUUGCAUGAACGAAACGACACCGAACAGCAGCCGAGACGCAAGAGAUCGGUGAACGUUCUGCUGCCGCUGCAGAACAACGAGCUGCCGGGGCCGGAGUACCCGUACGAGACCGCCGGCUGGGACGAGACGAGUCCGUACGAGCCGUUCGAGAGCAAACAGGCGCGUCGGCCGCGUAAAAAGACUCGCAAGAACCAGCGGCACAAGAUGCCCCUGCUGCAGUUCGACGAGCAGACGAUUAAAAAGGCGCGUAAGAAGCAGUGGAACGAGCCCAGGAACUGCGCUCGCAGGUACCUCAAAGUGGACUUCGCCGACAUCGGAUGGAGCGAAUGGAUUAUAUCGCCCAAGUCGUUCGACGCCUACUACUGCUCAGGGUCCUGCCAGUUCCCCAUGCCCAAGGCCCUGAAGCCGUCUAACCACGCCACCAUCCAGAGCAUCGUGCGGGCGGUGGGCGUGGUCCCGGGCAUCCCCGAGCCGUGCUGCGUCCCCGAGAAGAUGUCCUCCCUCAGCAUCCUCUUCUUCGACGAAGACAAGAACGUGGUCCUAAAGGUCUACCCCAACAUGACUGUGGACUCCUGCGCCUGCAGAUAGUGUCUCUUAUUUUGUGUCCCCUUCUACGCCCGUUCACAUAAAAACUCAUGUCGUACAGAAAAGAGAAAAAAAAACAACAACACAACAAACGCAGCCAAAAAAACCCAAACUCUCUCCUCCUGUUUCUUUAGUCGUUCCUCAUCCACUAACCCAUCGAACAGCUUCCCUUUUUGCACUGGAGGAGAGUUCUGCCUGUUGUUCCAGGUGAAGAGGAGACCGGUCCGGUUCUCGGGAAGGAACCGAUCGUGGGAGUUUUCCUCGCGGAAGAUAACUGGAAUGGAAAAAUCUCCAUGCUCCCAAACUCACUCUCAAAGAUCAAAGAUAUAAAACAUACAGAUCGAGGCCUGAGAAAGACAAUAACUGAAGGAAGAAGAAGAAAAAAAAAUCACUUUUCAGGAUAUUUUCAGUUUGAAGUGAUGCCUCAAACUCAUCUUUCGGGUCGUCUUCGGUCAUUACGUCACCUAUGCUCGCACUUGCAUGGUUUUUUGUUACUAUUUUGUAUGUAUUUAUGUCUGUACUAUCACUGUGUUAUUCACUAUAUGAGAAGUUAUUGUAUAAUUAUUGGCUUGGCUGCUAUAGAGAGAUAUAUUAGAUUUCCCAAAGCCAGAUUUUUUUUUUCGUGACGUACAGUAGACGGUACAGUAGAUAGCCGUACAUAUCUGUGUUUAGCUCUUGUACAGAGCCCACAUCUUAAAAAAAGAGUUUAUUAUGAGCGGAAGUGUAAGCUACUUUUCAUUUGUGGUCUUCAUUAACAGCUGGAAUAGGGAGUUUUUUAUCCAAUAAACCAUUGCUUCGCCAAGAAAAUGUUUAAAACCAAAAAGAUAAAGGGAUAAAACUAUGGGCUGAAAUAUGUGCCAGAGCCAGAAACUGAAUUUGAAUUAUUUA